This is a messenger RNA of Zerene cesonia (dogface butterfly), 2547 nucleotides long. RefSeq names its product vacuolar protein sorting-associated protein 52 homolog (gene Vps52). Gene Ontology annotation, cellular component: GARP complex. The transcript has 8 exons. The coding region runs from base 370 to 2409 and encodes 679 amino acids. The record is from RefSeq and is a predicted model, not a curated record. Gene Ontology annotation, molecular function: syntaxin binding. NCBI's taxonomy places the organism in Eukaryota, Metazoa, Arthropoda, Insecta, Lepidoptera, Pieridae. Gene Ontology annotation, biological process: endocytic recycling; Golgi to vacuole transport; lysosomal transport.
UUUGUUCAUACUGCAUACCUUCACUAUGGGACAUGUGGAGCUGUGGAAUUUUUUCUGUAAACACUAACCAAACUCUUUCUGUAGUCUGUGCUUCUUUCAUAACUAAAGGUUUACAUAUUAUAUACAAAAAUAAUAUGUGAGGUAUACGUAGUAAGAACUAAGUAAUUACCAAAGAGAAGUAUGACAAUAAGGGUUACUACUAACUAGUUCUUUAUCCAAGUAAUAGUAAUACGUAUUUUAAUCUGUGCUCUAGGAUCUAGGUACGAGAAUGAUGAAAUGUGACUGUUGUGAUGAAAUAGACAAUCAUCGAAUUAGUGCAAAAAUCUUCGACAUAUAUUGAGUGUAGUGAACGUAUGAGAUGGUAUUUAUAUGCUCUUAUCUAAAGAUUUACAAGACUUGACUAGACUUGCAGGAAUGGGUAAAACGUCUGAUAUGUCGGAAAUUCUUGAUAAAAAUCUGGAAGACAUAGAGAUCCAAGAAGUAUUAAAAAAUGGCACUGAUCUUAGAGAGUACGCCCUGCAAAUCGAUAAAAGUAUAAAGGAAGCCGAAAAGGCAUCUGUAGGUGAUUAUUUAAAAGAGAGUGAAAAUAUUAUUUCUUUGCAUAAUCAAAUCGAAGAAUGCGAUGGAAUUCUUGAAAGAAUGGAAAAUAUGCUCCUUGUUUUUCAGAAUGAUUUAGGGAGUAUCAGCAACGAAAUUAUAAGUUUACAAAAACGAUCUGUAAACAUGUCCAUACAACUUUCUAACAGACAAGCAUUAAAAGGCCCACUCUCAACAUUCAUAGAAGAUAUUGCUGUCUCUGAAACACUCAUAUUUGGAAUCAAUAAUGUACCUGUAACUGAUAAAGAAUUCAUGGUGCAACUAGCAAUUUUAAACCAAAAAUUAAAUUUUGUUAAGGACCAGGAUUUCAAAGAAACAAAAGCUUGUCAUGAUGUUAAAGAUGUACUAGAAAAGUUGAAAAUUAAGGCCUUAGCGAAAAUAAGAACUUAUAUACUUGAACAGAUUUAUAAAUUCCGAAAACCAAUGGCUAACUAUCAAAUGCCCCAAAAUGCAAUGUUGAAAUAUAAAUUUUUCUUUGAAUUUGUAUUAGCAAAUGAACGCAAUGUUGCACAAGAAAUAUGCAAUGAAUAUAUUGAUACACUCAGCAAAGUUUACUAUUCAUAUUUCAAGUCAUAUGCAUCAAGACUGGACAAAUUAAAAUAUGAAGAAGUUCCUACUAAGGAUGAUCUUAUGGCUAUUGAAGAUGGAUCCAAGGGAGGAUUCUUCCAAAAAUCUAAUUUGAAAAAUAAAAGUACUAUCUUCACAAUUGGUAACCGAGGAGAUGUAUUAGCACAACAACUUGAAGCUCCCAUUAUUGUACCACAUGUUCAACAAAAAACUAAAUAUUCAUAUGAAGCAUUAUUUCGUAGUCUUCAAUAUGCCCUUGUAGACAACAGUUGCAGAGAAUACUUGUUCACUACUGAAUUCUUUCAUGUUAAAGGCAGUCAUGCCCAAGAACUGUUUGAUAGAAUACUUGGCAAAACUCUGUCCUUAUUAGUGAAAAAUGUUGAGAACUAUGUUUUAGAGUGUUAUGAUUGCUUAGCUUUGUUCCUUUGUAUUCAAUUAAUAAACAGAUACCGAUGGAUGUGCCACAAGAGAGCAGUGGCAGCUUUAGACAGUUAUUGGGAUUCUUUGCUAGGCUCUUUUUGGCCAAGACUUGAAUAUGUACUAAAGUUAAAUAUCCAAAGUGUACGUGAAUGUGACCCAGCCAAGCUGGCUAACAAGGAGCUGGGCCCACAUUAUAUAACAAGAAGAUAUGCCGAAUUUUCAGCCGCAAUGCUCAGUCUAAGUGAACAAUUCCCCUCACAGGAGCUCAGUAAUCUACUUCUCGUAUUACAAGAUGAAGUCCAUUGCUUUCUUCUUAAGAUGGCAGCAGAGUUUCCUCAAAGAAUCCAGCAAUUGAUAUUUUUGAUCAACAAUUAUGAUAUGGUUUUAAGUAUUUUAAUGGAACGGACGAGAGACAACACUAAGGAGGCAGAGAGUUUUCGAGAACAACUACAAGCAAGAAGUUCCGAAUAUGUUGAAGAAAUUUUGAGCCCUCACUUUGGUGGUAUGAUGCAAUUUGUUAAGGAAGGGGAGCAGCUGUUAGACAGCGAUAAGAAAAAUGAAUUAGCUAAUUUAGAAAAGAAAUCACUCACAUUAGUUGCAUCUUUCUCCUCUAACUGGAAACAAAGCCUUGAAGAAAUACACCGAGAAGUUCUAGUUUCAUUUCCUAAUUUGGUCACUGGCUCUGGUUUACUUCAGAUGGCAUUGACAAACUUUGUCCAAUAUUAUCAUAAAUUCAAUAAGCUUUUGACACCUAAUGCACGAACACAACUCGUUAAUAUACAUGUUAUUAUGGUAGAAAUAAAAAAAUAUAAGACGAACUUUUGAUUAUCUCAAAUAAAAUAUUAUUAUUUUUAUGUGCUUUUCAUUCUACAAUAACGAAAACUAGGACGCGUGUCUUUGAAAGAGAAACUAACAAAAAGAAUAAUCAAAACUUUAUUAGCGGUAUCAAUAUCGUAUUUUAUA